AUGCUCACCUAUUCAGUUCUCCUUUUGACUGUUGGUCUGGCGAUGGCCAUUGCAGAAGGGUGUCACGGGGACAAUCUGCUCCGUGCUAUGGAACGGCACAACGCCAGCGCGUACUGUUCCUCGCUUUUGUAUUCUAUUUCUGCCACGACGACGAUACAGUUGCCUGAGGGUGUGCCUACUGGCUCUGGACCUGGACCGGUUUCUUCUGCCUGUUCGUGUCUCCUUGGUGUCAAUACUACUUCUCGCGGGAACUGCGACUCCAAAACAACCAAAGAUUUUACAAGCCUUCCUAGUACAGAAGUGCUGGCAACUGAUACUUCAGCUACUGCUGUAUCGGACACGUUUGGCAUACCUACUGCGACAUUAUCAGACAUUCCUGGAGGAUACUCCUUUUCUUUCUCAUUCCCUGCUACCUCGGGCUCCAGCAUACCGCCUACUUGUGGGCUAUCAGGGAUGACUACUACCGUUCAAGUCACAGAGACAAGCAUUAGCACACUGUACAUCACCAAUUUACCAGUGUCAACAGCAGUUGAGGAAGACAGCGGGGGUCGGCCUGGGCCGCCAGGGACGACUACGCCUACCACAGCCAAGACUACAGAGGCAUCAAGCUCGGUUUCUAAUGACGCCGAAUCCAGUGACGGAACCAGCCCGACUGAUAUGUCAAGUGGGAGUAUGCCCUGGUGGGUUCCGACAACUACUGCGAACGGAAGCUCAAUGGGUACGUCGGAGACUACUGUUGAUGCCACAGCUGGGAUCUCAACUUCCAGUAAUGUCACGAGCGAGGUCAUUUCAAUCACCAGUAGACCUGGGGCGACGAUUACCCUGGUUAUCAACGGUAAUAUCACGACUAUCACCGGCGAGUUGCCCGAUGACCAGACAAAACCGACGUCUUCUUCUGCAUCUCAAAGUGACGACUCUCAAUGGACUUUGACUUGGAUAUCUGGUUCCACUGAGACUAUGCCAACGCCAAGCCCAGCUCCAAUACUAACUACUAUCACAAGCGACAUGGGCAAUGGGAUUACAUCAACUUGGAUAGUGACAGCUGACAGCCCGAUCGCCUCGGCCCUUGAAACAAGCUCAGCUAGUUCAGCGUCCUCUUCUCGGACUUCAAGUGGUGAUUCUUCUGGUAGUAGCCCUAUUAGCGGGGAUGUCUCGACGUCAACAGCCAUCAGCGCCUCAACAGUCGUAGAGGCUACCGACAGCUCUAUAACAACCUCAUCUGUUAUACCUUCAGAGACGGUCUCUUUGACUAUUAGUGUAAUCACAGGUGUCGUCGAUGGUGUUGUUUCGACGUGGACUUUGAGUGGUGGUUCGACUUUGAUCGCCUCACCUGCUAGUACGACUUCAGCCCCUAGUCCGGUCACUUCACAGACUCCCUCAAACGGAUUUACGGUCAUCACCAGUGCUGUUGGUGGCGGAAUGGUAUCCAUUUGGACUAUUUCUGGGGCUUCUACACUCACUGGAUCUUCAAGUAUUACCGCAGCCCCUUCCUCCGUACCCGUCGGAGCCGUCAUCACCAGCGUUGUCAAUGGCACAGUAUCGACAUGGACUGUCUCCGGUGGUUCAAGCCAAGCGAUUUCCAACAGGAGCACACCAAUCUUCACAAGCACUGCAGCUGGGGUCGUUACCAUCACCAGUUUGAUUGAUGGUGUAGCUUUAACAUGGACUGUGUCUCGCGGCACAACCCUCCAAGGCUCAUCUGACAGCAGCGUAACAACAACUGCUAGAGUCAGCGUGAUUACUAGUGUUAUUAACGGCGAACUAUCGACUUUGACCAUGAUAGACGGGUCUACUAUCGUAUCAAGCAGUACAGCAACGCCAAUUCCUACUCCAUCCAGUGGAAUCGUUGUUUUUACUACCGUAAUUAACGGUGCAACAUCAGUAUGGACCAUCUCAGAUGGCUUGACUCUUACUGGCGCUCCAAGCCCAACUCCCAAUCCAACCAUUAAUUUCACUAUCAUCACUGGUAUGAUCAGUGGUUCGGCCUCGACAUGGAUGAUUUCAGGAGGGAUGACCCUUCCUGUACCUUCAGUCAGCACAACAGCGACCCCUACGCAAACCAAUCAAGUCAUAGUCAUUACUAGCGUGAUCAAUGGUGAAGCUUCAACAUGGACUGUUUCAAACGGUUCGACCCUCGAUGGUAGCUUGAGUACCAAAACCUCUAAUCAAUCCGAUGGGUUUACCACUAAAACAGACACCGGGGAUGGUAAUGGUGCUUCAACCCAGACGCAGACUGCCGGCGCCACCUCUGGCGGAUCAAUCAACAACACCGCUACUAUUUCUACAUCAACCAGUGCCUCAGCAACAUCAACGGUUUACGCUUCCGCGUUUACUGACAUCUCUGUCAUAGCAGCGCAAAACGCGAGCACAUGCCUUACCCUCCAAACACCAACGGAAUCCCUCCACGAAUCUCUUCUAGAGCACGAGAACAGCCCUCCAUACAUUGAUGCCUUCUUCAUGAACAAAACUGGAGACUUUGUCAAGUAUCUCCGUCUUCGAGACAAUGCCUCGAAUCCCGUUCUCAUCGACGUCUCGGACCCCUUGAGACUGUCAAUCAUUGACAAGGAUGGAGACAUACUUUCCAUUGAUGACCAAGGACUACAUUUCACUUCCGCCAACUGCUCGCCAAAAAUCGAUAUUAUCAUUCCUGGUUUUUUUGAUCAGUUAAGCUCUUUGACGAACUCGACUUGUAGCAAUCAGUCUAACGUUUCCGUCACUGGGGCGUGGGAUAUGAUGGCACCAGGAUCAUUGAGGAAAAGGCUGAAUGACACGUUCGAAGUUGUCCUUCGUCUUCGUGACCAAUGCGGCAACGCCGUUCGCUCAGAUUUGCCUGUUUCUGUAGCAUUGGGUGGUACACAAUGUCUCGCUACCCCUGGUGAAGGUGGUGAAUUCAUCGUGAACUGCGUGUUUCCUAGCAGUAAGGGUCCGACAAUGGAAUGCGAGACUUCCGUCCAGCAAACUCUUGAUCGUCUUACCAAUGGAUCGUUCUCCGGCACAUGCCCCUCUUUCGUGUCCGUUUGGAGCGUUUUACUCAGGGAAUUGACGAAUGUGGUCAACCUUGAUCAGCUCCUCAAACCACUUGUCGAAUCCGGAUUGGAUACCGACACUGACCCUGGCCGAGACAUGCUUUCUGCUAUUGGGAGAUUUCUAAAUCUUUACGACUUCUCCACAUCCACCUUUAAAAACUCAUCAUCUGAAGGUGGAUCAAAGUUUGGAGGUAUGGUUGAGAGCUAUGGUGUAGUAAACAUCACCACAGACGUCUGCCGCUCCCUUACAACAUCGAAAACUCUCAACCUGACAUUCACCGCGGGAGACAUGACAUUACCCUCCGUUCUCACAGUAUUAUCAAGUAUUCCAUCCUCCACACAGAGGUACGAACACAAUGUCACCGACCCCGCGGGAUUAGCAUGCUGUCCGAACCCAGGAAAAUGUGUCAUUGAAGGUGCUAGGAGAUAUUAUCCCCCCGAAGCCUCGAUUCAGGGAUCAGACUGCCUCUGCGGCACGGCGUCAGAUGGCCGAGGUAUCGCCUUCCGAACUGGAAGGUGCCUUGGAUACAAUCAGUGCAAUGCAUCAUCUCCCUGUGCUAGCGGCGCGGUUUGCUUAGUGAGUAACUGUUGCGGGUUUAGUGUUUGUGUCAAUGGAACGGAGUGCUCUGCGCCAAAGUUAGGGAAGAGAUGGAUAAGCUUGUUUGAUCAUGAGGCCUCGGAAGGUCCACUUUGA
Molecule: messenger RNA, 3720 nt
Organism: Colletotrichum truncatum
Lineage: Eukaryota; Fungi; Ascomycota; Sordariomycetes; Glomerellales; Glomerellaceae
Source: RefSeq, a predicted model, not a curated record